Molecule: messenger RNA, 558 nt
Organism: Juglans regia (Persian walnut)
Lineage: Eukaryota; Viridiplantae; Streptophyta; Magnoliopsida; Fagales; Juglandaceae
Exons: 4
Coding region: 1-558 (185 amino acids)
Source: RefSeq, a predicted model, not a curated record
AUGGCAAAGGACAAGGCACUGGGCCCAGAUGGUUUCUCGAUGGGUUUCUUCCAGAAACAUGGGGCUAAGGUAGUUGAAGAUUUUCGUCCCAUAAGCCUGGUGAGUGGAGUUUACAAAAUUAUCUCCAAGGUCCUGGAAAAUAGGCUUAGCUCAAUGAUGGAACAUAUUAUUUCUAAGCCUCAAAAUGCCUUCAUUAGGGGGAGACAGAUUCUAGAUUCGGUGCUUAUUGCCAAUGAGUGCUUGGAUCAUAGAUUGCGGGAAGGCGUCCCAGUAUUAGUUAAUGGUACUCCUGCUGGGUUCUUUAACAGCUCACGUGGUUUGAGGCAGGGAGAUUUCUUGCCUCCCCUCUUGUUCGUCAUUUUUAUGGAGGCAUUGGGGCGGUUGGUGAAGGAUGCUGUUGGUGGAGUGUCGGGGCUUAAGGUUAAUCUUAGUAAAUCCGAGAUGGUUGUGGUGGGUGCGGUGCCUAAUAUUAACAACUUGGCGCGGUUGUUGGAUUGCAAGGUGUUGUCCUUGCCUAUGAAAUAUUUGGGUCUUCCGCUGGGGGCCAAUUUGGCUUGA